Messenger RNA from Lentinula edodes (shiitake mushroom), 1445 nucleotides. Its product is annotated as TFIIH basal transcription factor complex subunit SSL1. Gene Ontology annotation, cellular component: transcription factor TFIIH holo complex; transcription factor TFIIH core complex. Gene Ontology annotation, biological process: DNA-templated transcription; regulation of transcription by RNA polymerase II; nucleotide-excision repair. The coding region runs from base 46 to 1401 and encodes 451 amino acids. NCBI's taxonomy places the organism in Eukaryota, Fungi, Basidiomycota, Agaricomycetes, Agaricales, Omphalotaceae. The transcript is spliced from 7 exons. The record is from RefSeq and is a predicted model, not a curated record. Gene Ontology annotation, molecular function: zinc ion binding.
UCAUACCAAUUCUUCCACCUGAACCACGAUAAUCACUUCUCAAUCAUGAAUGUCGACUCCGAUUCAGACAUAUCCAUAUCCGACUACGAAGAAAACGAAGCCGGUGUGUCACGCAGCAGAACAAAAGGAAAAAAGAAGGCUACAGACAAACGAAAGAAAGACAAAGCGAAACGCAAGCCGAAGGACGUGCAAGCUUACACCUGGGAGGCAAACUUUGCUCGUUCAUGGGAGACUGUACAGGAAGACGAAGGUGGAAGCCUGCAAGGUGCUGUGAAUGAUUGGAUGGCUAGAGGGAGGCGGAAACGCCUACUUCAACCUCAGAAUGCCAUCAGACGCACAAUCAUCCGGCAUAUGGUCCUUCUAAUCGACCUAUCCUCCUCCAUGAUGGAUCGGGACAUGCGGCCGACGCGUUUCGCAGUGACUUUACAGUAUGCACGCGAAUUCGUCCUGGAAUGGUUCGACCAGAAUCCUCUUGGACAGAUGGCUGUCGUCGGAAUGAGAGCGGGCGUUGGAGAACGGAUUUGUGACAUGUCGGGUAAUCCGCAAGAUGUCCUCAAAUCCAUAUCGGACAGACACAAACUCGAGCCAAUCGGCGAACCGAGUCUCCAGAAUUCUAUUGAAAUGGCUAGGAAUAGUAUGAAUCACCUCCCGACCCACUCCUCCCGCGAAAUUCUCAUCAUCUUCGGGUCUUUGACCACCUGCGAUCCAGGCAACAUUCAUGACACUCUCGAUGAAUGUGUCAAAAACAGAAUCCGAAUAUCGAUCGUGGCUCUUGCUGCUGAAAUGAAGAUUUGUCGAGACUUAUGUGAUAAAACCGGCGGCCAGUUCGGUGUCGCUUUGAACGAAGGUCAUUUCAAAGACCUACUUUUUGAGCUCGUUCCUCCGCCUGCACAACGAGCUUUACCCCGUUCCUCCGCCGCAACUGGAGGCGCAGGAGUAUCAUCAUCAACGAAUCCUGCCGCUGAUCUAAUAAUGAUGGGAUUCCCAACGCGACUACCAGAUACUUCACCACCAAGUUUCUGUGUCUGCCAUUCCGAGCUCAGGAGCAAAGGUUUUUUAUGCCCACGUUGUCUUGCUAAAAUUUGCGACGUACCAACGGAUUGUGAUAUCUGUGGGCUCAUGAUUGUCAGUUCACCGCAUCUGGCAAGGAGUUAUCAUCAUCUGUUUCCGGUGAAGCCUUAUGCUGCUGUAGCAUCCUUUGACAACGUCGCAGAUCCAUCGACAAGUCCCUCCUGCCACGCAUGCUCGAAAAUCUUCCCGACGACGGCAUUGCAUAACAUAGUUGAUGGUAUGAGUGCAAUAGGUAGAUAUCGGUGUCCGGAUUGUAAAACAGACUUCUGCUCGGAUUGUGAUGUUUUUGUGCACGACGUGAUACAUUGUUGUCCAGGUUGUGGCGAAUAGUUGAGUUUUUACAUCUUUACCUUCAAUGAUGAGAACACAGGACC